CGUUUAUAAAGGCCGCUCCCUAAAAGUUUUCAGAAGGACUCACACACUGUUCACUGUCACACACUCAGAACGACUGACACCAACAUGUAUUGGGCUGAAGACGACUUCGAUCCGCCUCCUGGCACCUUUCGGCUCGACCUCUCUCAGCCGGUCAAUGGUCAAACCUACGUCAUGUACCACGGGACCACCAAGGCGUGCGCCACAGCCAUCCAGAAGUCGGGUUUCCGACAGUCCUCGGGGGGGAUGCUCGGCCGUGGUGUCUACCUCAGCAGAGACCUGAAGAAAGCUAGCCGUUAUCCCCUUGAUUGCGAUGAGUGUGACAGGGUCGUCAUUAAGGUCCUGGUACAGGUUGGAAAAGUGAUCGCCAUCAAUCACCAGAAUCACCAGCUUCAGAAGACCUGGCACGACCACGGGUAUGACACCGCCUGGGUGCCCCCCCACUGUGGGAUGGUGAAGAGUGGCCUGGAGGAGGAUUGUGUCUGGGAUCCGGCUCGAAUCCAGAUCCUUCAAAUCAUCAAACCGACUAGAACACCUAAGCACAGCCAGAUGUCACCAGAUGAUCCGGUCAAUGAGCGAACCUACGUCAUGUACCACGGGACCACCAAGGCGUGUGCCACAGCCAUCCAGAUGUACGGUUUCCGACAGUCCUCGGGGGGGAUGCUCGGCCGCGGUGUCUACCUCAGCAGAGACCUGAAGAAAGCUAGCCGUUAUCCCAUUGAUCACCCUGAGUACGACAGAGCUGUCAUUAAGGUCAAGGUACGGGUUGGAAAAGUGAUCGCCAUCAAUCGCCAGAAUCACCCGCUUCGGGAGACCUGGCACAACCACGGGUAUGACACCGCCUGGGUGCCCCCCCACUGUGGGAUGGUGAAGAGUGGCCUGGAGGAGGAUUGUGUCUGGGAUCCGGCUCGAAUCCAGAUCCUUCAAAUCAUCAAACCGACUUGAACAUCUGAGCAGAGCUAGAUGUUAGCAGUUUAUUUUUAGCUUAUUUUAUAUAUUGGAUAAAAAAUAUUUUCAUACAAUUAUCAAAUCUGCUAAAUAAACCUGAGAAGUUGAAAA
Molecule: messenger RNA, 1056 nt
Organism: Platichthys flesus (European flounder)
Lineage: Eukaryota; Metazoa; Chordata; Actinopteri; Pleuronectiformes; Pleuronectidae
Exons: 4
Coding region: 85-942 (285 amino acids)
Cellular component (GO): cytoplasm
Molecular function (GO): NAD+ poly-ADP-ribosyltransferase activity
Source: RefSeq, a predicted model, not a curated record